AUGUCAGACCAUGAGGAUCUGAGCAAAGCCAUGGGCCACUGGAACACCUCGGACAGCUACCAGCCAGAUGCAGCCAGCAUAAUUGUGUCCGUAGUCUUCUCACUCAUCUUCCUUCUGGGCACCGUGGGCAACAGCCUUGUGCUUGCUGUGCUUCUGCGGAGUGGUCAGCUUAGCUACAACACCACCAACCUGUUUAUCCUCAACCUCAGUGUUGCUGACUUCUUCUUUAUCAUCUUCUGCGUGCCUUUCCAAGCCACUAUCUAUUCACUGGAGGGCUGGGUGUUCGGCUCCUUUAUGUGCAAGGUGGUGCACUUUUUCAUCAAUCUCACCAUGUACGCUAGCAGCUUCACCCUUGCUGCUGUCUCGGUUGACAGAUAUUUGGCCAUCCGUUAUCCUCUACGCUCCAGAGAACUGCGGACACCCUGUAAUGCUGUUGUUGCCAUGGUGAUCAUUUGGGGUUUGUCUCUAGUAUUUGCAGGCCCUUACUUGAGCUAUUAUGACCUUAUUGAUUUUGAGAACAGUAAUGUCUGUGUUCCUGGUUGGGAGGAGCACAACCGCAAAUUGCUGGAUACCUGCACCUUUUUAUUUGGCUACGUCAUUCCUGUUCUCAUCGUCAGCCUUUCAUACACACGCACCAUCAAAUAUCUCUGGACAGCUGUGGAUCCUCUGGACGGUAUGUCUGAGUCCAAGCGGGCAAAGCGGAAAGUCACCAAGAUGAUCAUAAUCGUCACGGUGCUCUUUUGCAUCUGCUGGCUCCCUUACCAUGUGGUCAUCCUGUGCUACUUGUAUGGAGAUUUCCCCUUCAACCAGACCACCUACGCGUUCAGGCUGCUCUCACACUGCAUGGCCUAUGCCAACUCCUGUCUCAAUCCUAUCGUUUAUGCACUGGUGUCCAAGCACUUUCGCAAGGGCUUUAAGAAAGUGUUUAGCUGUAUCCUCAGCAAAAAAGGACGCAACAAGGUCCAUGUGGUGCACAUGGCUAACACUGUGCCUGGCUUCGAGGCUGCCUCCACUGAGGUAUCGCACAUGAACGAAGAGAACGGCAGACAGAAUGAACGUGAGAUGAUUAACCGCCCACAUACGGAGUCACAGGAUGAACAGGCUGCCACAAUGAACAUAACAUUACCAUUCCAGAACCAGCCAUGAGCAACAAGGACAACUUAACGUUGGGGUGGUAAAAGGGCAAAAUACUAUGUUAC
Trichomycterus rosablanca is the source of this 1199-nucleotide messenger RNA. It is a transcript of the gene galr2b, whose product is annotated as galanin receptor 2b. Gene Ontology annotation, cellular component: plasma membrane. The record is from RefSeq and is a predicted model, not a curated record. The coding region runs from base 1 to 1146 and encodes 381 amino acids. The transcript has 2 exons. Lineage: Eukaryota; Metazoa; Chordata; Actinopteri; Siluriformes; Trichomycteridae. Gene Ontology annotation, molecular function: G protein-coupled receptor activity. Gene Ontology annotation, biological process: G protein-coupled receptor signaling pathway.